Molecule: messenger RNA, 783 nt
Organism: Zea mays
Lineage: Eukaryota; Viridiplantae; Streptophyta; Magnoliopsida; Poales; Poaceae
Product: 60S ribosomal protein L12-like
Exons: 2
Coding region: 51-551 (166 amino acids)
Biological process (GO): translation
Cellular component (GO): cytosolic large ribosomal subunit; ribosome
Molecular function (GO): structural constituent of ribosome; large ribosomal subunit rRNA binding
Source: RefSeq, marked validated
CUCCUCACCAUUUCCCAAACCCUACCCAUACCCCCGCCGCCGCCGCCGCCAUGCCGCCCAAGCUCGACCCGUCGCAGGUGGUGGAGGUCUUCGUCCGGGUGACGGGCGGCGAGGUCGGCGCGGCGUCGUCCCUGGCGCCCAAGAUCGGCCCGCUCGGUCUCUCCCCGAAGAAGAUCGGCGAGGACAUUGCCAAGGAGACGGCCAAGGACUGGAAGGGCCUGCGCGUCACCGUCAAGCUCACUGUCCAGAACCGCCAGGCCAAGGUCUCCGUCGUCCCCUCCGCCGCCGCGCUCGUCAUCAAGGCGCUCAAGGAGCCCGAGAGGGACAGGAAGAAGGUCAAGAACAUCAAGCACAGCGGCAACAUCGGCCUCGACGACGUCGUCGAGAUCGCCAGGACCAUGAGGAACAGGUCCAUGGCCAAGGAGUUGGCCGGCACCGUCAAGGAGAUCCUCGGCACCUGCGUCAGCGUCGGGUGCACCGUCGACGGCAAGGACCCCAAGGACCUGCAGCAGGAGAUUGAUGACGGCGAGGUCGAGAUCCCGUCCGCUUGAAGACUAGACAUCGAAGGGGACUUCCAUUGGUGCUGCUGAAGUGUUGUUGUUCUGCAUGCUGUCGAUGUACCUUUUUCAAGCAACGCGAGCCAUCUAUUUCUUUUGUCUAGCUAUGUUAGUGAUAUCUUGUGAGAGACCUCAAUGUUACCACCGUAUCUUUGUCUUUGUUGGAUGGAGAGAUUUAAGCACCUUACCACACCUUUGUUCUUUGUUGGAUGGAGAGUUUUAAGCA